Solanum tuberosum (potato) is the source of this 818-nucleotide messenger RNA. RefSeq lists its product as uncharacterized. Lineage: Eukaryota; Viridiplantae; Streptophyta; Magnoliopsida; Solanales; Solanaceae. The record is from RefSeq and is a predicted model, not a curated record. The transcript has a single exon. Bases 384 to 605 code for a protein of 73 amino acids.
UUGAGAAAAAUAAUAAUAUUUGACGUUGAAGUUGAAGGUGAAAUUUUCAUGGCCAAACGCCCCCUAAUCUCUCAAACUUUCCUAUCAAGCUCAACAACUUUUUGCCAUUGUGUGAAUCACAAACAAGAAUCUGUUCACACUACAUUUAGCCAUGUGCCCAAGUAUGCUACCAUUUGGAUAAGCACUACCUAAAAAAAUCAGAACACUUUACCUAAAACACAAGGAAGUUUAUUUUAACCACUCAUUAUCAAGUCUCCAACCAUCUUUAAAAGCCAUCACUUGAUAAGAGAAACUCAUUUUUUUGUGAUAAGAAAGUCUUGUCAAACUGCUCUUAUCAUAACACACUUGAAAAUAUCAUCCCUUAUAAACCACUCGGACAAAAUAUGGUUAGGGAAUUGAGAGCAACAGGAACAAGGGGUGUUGAAGAUAUAACAAAUGUUGGCAUUUGGAGUCUCUGGUUGAUGAUUUUGGUUUGCUUGUGUGUCAUUUCAACAAUCAUUUUCUCUUGUGCAGACGGUGUUUCUAAAGAGAAAGAAGCAACAACUCAUACCGAUAACUAUGGUGCUGGAUGUGGUGCAGGCUGUGGUGCUGCCUGUGGCGCCUGACUAGUGAAAAAGGAAAUAGUGAGAAUCAAAUCCACGCUUAUUGCGUGGAAGAUGACUCCCACUGAUACCACUAGACUAUAAGUCUUGCUGAGAAAUUUCUUUCCUUCUGCAUAUGCUCUACUUGUAAUGGGGGAGGGGGCGAGUGAUAGCUCGAUUACAUGUCAUUGUAAUACUUCGAUGGCAAUGUUCAAUUGUACAAUUCUUAGUCAGCUA